Messenger RNA from Cryptomeria japonica (Japanese cedar), 483 nucleotides. RefSeq lists its product as uncharacterized. Bases 1 to 483 code for a protein of 160 amino acids. The transcript has a single exon. The record is from RefSeq and is a predicted model, not a curated record. Lineage: Eukaryota; Viridiplantae; Streptophyta; Pinopsida; Cupressales; Cupressaceae.
AUGGAGGAGGAGGCGAUGGUGAUAGGGUGGUCAAGGAAGAGAGAUGAUGGUCAAGGUGGGAGGAGAGGUGGUAGGAGAGGCAACAUACCACGUGUUCAAAGUGGAACUUUUGUGCUUAGAGGACGAGUUCUUCCACCACCUAUCAGAGGUAGGGAUGCAGGCAAGGGUGGAGGCCGAGGUGGACCACUAUUACCUGGUCCAGGUAGAGGUGGUGGGAGAGAUAGGGGCCGAGGGAGUGGUUUAGAUAGAGGUCGAGGGGGGAGAGAGGGGAGAGGUACACCUCUCAAAUUUGGGAAGGUGGGUCUUGAUCCAGGUGUUCUAGUAGCUCACCGUGGAUUUGAUGAGGAUGAUGUGUCAUUGAUUAGGUGCAGGAUCAUCAGGAUAACACAGGUGGAUGCCCCGAUGGGUGGAGACAUAGCAGAGGGACAGGUGGGAGGGGAUGGAGAGGAUGAGCUUAUGCAACAUGAUAUGUUAGAGGCAUAG